CUUUAUUUAGAAAUCACAGGACUUUACAAAAAAAAUUUUAAAAUAGAUGAAUUUUUGACACUCUCUAAAAAUAGAUAAGUGGGGACACCCAUCCAAUUAGAUCUCAAAAAAUAAAUAAAACGGAGUAAAUAUUAUAUUGUCUCUCUCUAUCUCCCUCUCCCCACUACUCCUAUAAAUAAGCAAUUCCCAACCGCCAAACACACAAUAAACUUGCACUCAACAAAACUAACUUUGAAAAAAACAUAUAUGGCCUCACCAACACUCUUUCUAACUUCCUCCCUUCUCCUCCUCCUCCUCCUCCAUGUCUCCCUCCCUCUUUCCCCCGCGAGAGCGGCGGCCGAAGAGAACGACGACGGUCUCCCGACAUCCACCGAUCCUCGCCUCCCGAUCAGCCGGGCAGAGAAGUUGAUCAGGCAACUCAAUCUCUUUCCCGGCCGCCGGGUCAACCGUGGUCAACCCAGAGCGUUUCCCGACAACGGCCAGAGCCUCGUCGAGAAACGCUUCAAGCUUGACUACUUGGGUGAGUCCGGGUCUUCAGUCAAAGACCUGGGCCACCAUGCCGGUUAUUUCAAACUCCAACACACCAAAAACGCCAGCAUGUUCUACUUCUUCUUCGAAUCGAGAGGCCGGAAUAGCGACCCGGUGGUGAUAUGGCUGACCGGAGGGCCGGGAUGCAGCAGUGAGUUGGCUUUGUUCUAUGAGAAUGGACCUUUUCAAAUUGCAAGCAAUUUGUCUCUUGCGUGGAACAAUUAUGGUUGGGACAAGGUUUCGAACCUUAUCUAUGUUGAUCAACCGACCGGAACUGGUUUCAGCUAUAGUUCGGAUGAGGGUGACCUUCGCCACGACGAAAAUGGCGUCAGCAAUGAUCUCUACGAUUUUUUGCAGGCCUUCUUCAAGCAACACCCCGAAUACGCCAAAAACGACUUCUUCAUCACAGGAGAAUCAUACGCGGGGCAUUACAUUCCGGCAUUCGCUUCUCGGGUCCAUCAAGGAAACAAAAACAAGGACGGAACUUAUAUAAACCUCAAGGGAUUUGCCAUUGGAAAUGGACUCACAGACCCAUCAAUCCAAUACCCAGCCUACACCGACUAUGCCUUGGAAAACAAACUGAUCAACCAGGUUGAGCAUGAAAGAAUAAACAAGGCUGUUCCGGGCUGCAAAGAAGCGAUUCAGCGUUGUGGAGCUGGCGGUGAAGAUGCUUGCAUGGACGCUUAUGAGAAAUGCACAACCAUCUUCGAAGAUAUACUGAGAAAUGUGAACAAUAUAAAUUACUAUGAUAUCCGGAAGAAGUGCGAAGGAAGCCUCUGCUAUGACUUCUCAAACAUGGAAAAGUUCCUCGAAGAGAAAGAAGUUAGAACAGCUCUGGGUGUCGGCGACAUUGAUUUCGUAUCAUGCAGUUCCAUUGUGUACAACGCGAUGAUCAAUGAUUGGAUGAGAAAUCUUGAAGUCGGCAUUCCUCCCCUCCUUGAAGAUGGAAUCAAUUUGCUGAUAUACGCCGGGGAAUACGAUCUUAUCUGCAACUGGCUCGGAAACUCAAGAUGGGUUCAUGCCAUGGAAUGGUCUGGGCAGAAAGCCUUCCAAACAGCUCCCAACAUUACAUUUACUGUGGAGGGUGAGGUGAAAGGGACACAAAAGAACAGUGGACCAUUGACUUUCCUUAAAGUCAAAGAUGCUGGCCAUAUGGUUCCAAUGGAUCAACCUAAGGCAGCAUUAGAAAUGCUUCAGAGGUGGAUGCAAGGCAAACUUACUUCAACAGAAAAAGGGCAUCUUGCUCCCAUGUAAAUUACCAUAACCAUAAAGGACCAUAGCAAUGUAGCAUACUAAAUAUACUUUCUGAUGUACCCCUCAUCCCCACCCAAGAAGAAAAAAAAGAUGCCAAAAUGUUUCUGUUUCACACAGCUUCCAAGAAGAAACAAAAGUUCAAUUUAUUGGUGUUUUAUGUACAUGAAAUAAAAAUAUCAGGUUAUAUUCAAAAUUUGACACCAAAAUGAUUCCUUUAAUGCUCUGGAAUGGGUGCCUAUAUAGACCUUGUCCCUUUUUUGAGGAAAAGUGAUGAAACUAUUCACUACUAAUAAUAUUAAGUACAAAGG
Molecule: messenger RNA, 2090 nt
Organism: Cuscuta campestris
Lineage: Eukaryota; Viridiplantae; Streptophyta; Magnoliopsida; Solanales; Convolvulaceae
Source: the annotation of a GenBank genome assembly